Colletotrichum karsti is the source of this 1491-nucleotide messenger RNA. RefSeq lists its product as uncharacterized. Bases 1 to 1491 code for a protein of 496 amino acids. NCBI's taxonomy places the organism in Eukaryota, Fungi, Ascomycota, Sordariomycetes, Glomerellales, Glomerellaceae. The transcript is spliced from 2 exons. The record is from RefSeq and is a predicted model, not a curated record. Gene Ontology annotation, molecular function: protein binding.
AUGUCGAAGCGCGCUGCUGAUGUCGAGAUGGGCGACGCCCCCCUCAAGGGUGGCGAGCGUCCCGAGGGCAUGGAGAUUGACCAGAAGGACCCUGGCAUGGGCGAGUUCGAGGACGAAUUCGAGGACGAGUUCGAGAGCGAGAGUGAAGAUGGCAUCAUGGAAGCCGGUGUCGACGGACGGCCCGAUGCCGAGAGAGAGGCCGAGGAGAAAGAGGGCGCAAUGGAGGUUGACCAAGGCACAUUCAUCGUCGGACGAAACAAGCUCGAACCCGGCCAGUCGCUUGCGCCGGAUACGUCUACCUACGAGAUGCUGCACAACCUGAGCACGCCUUGGCCCUGCCUUUCCUUCGAUAUCCUGCGCGACAGCCUCGGCGACAACCGCAAGGUAUACCCCGCUACCAUGUACUCCGUGGCCGGCACACAAGCAGAGAACGCAAAGGCUGGCGACAACGAGCUGCUGGUCAUGAAGUUCAGCGGCCUGAGUCGCAUGGAGAAGAACGCGGAGGAUUCCGACGACGACGAUGACGACGAUGACGAGGACUCCGAUCCCAUUAUCGAGCACAAGGCGAUCCCCUUGAACUCGACCACCAACCGAAUUCGCGCCCACCAGAUCCCUUCCCAAGACCCCUCCAAGCCACCCACCACCCUCACAGCCACGAUGACCGAGUCUUCCAACGUCUUCAUCCACGACGUCACCCCUCACCUCUACUCCUUCGACAACCCGGGCAGCAUCAUUACACCCCAGCAGAACAAGCCCGUCUCUACUAUCCGCGCCCACAAGUCAGAAGGUUACGCUGUGGACUGGUCUCCUCUUGUCCCGAGUGGCAAGCUCCUGACCGGUGACAACGAUGGUCUGAUCUACGUCACAACACGCACCGACGGCGGUGGCUUUGUUACCGACACCAGGCCGUUCGUGGGCCACACGAGCAGUGUCGAGGAGAUCCAGUGGAGUCCCUCCGAGCAGUCCGUCUUCUCGUCCGCCUCGAGCGACGGCACGAUUCGCGUCUGGGAUGUGCGCAGCAAGAGCAGGAAGCCCGCGCUGACGAUGCAGGUCAGCUCGACCGACGUCAACGUCAUGUCGUGGUCGAAGCUGACAACACACCUGCUGGCAUCGGGCGACGACAACGGCGAGUUUGCCGUCUGGGACUUGCGCCAGUGGAAGCAGAGCUCGACGUCCGCAUCUGACAAGCCUUCCCCCAUCGCCAGCUUCAACUACCACAAGGAACAGAUCACGAGCGUCGAGUGGCACCCCACGGACGACAGCAUCGUCGCUGUCGCGGCGGCCGACAACACCGUCACCCUGUGGGACUUGGCCGUCGAGCUUGACGACGAAGAGAGCAAGGACACUGGUGGUGUCAAGGACGUCCCGCCUCAGCUGCUAUUUGUGCACUACCUGUCCAACGUCAAGGAGCUGCACUGGCACCCCCAGAUCACCGGUGGAUUGGUGGCUACUGGCGACGAAUUCAGCGUCUUCCGGACGAUUAGCGUGUAG